GCCCGAAGAAGAAACACUACCGCCGUGACGUUUAGGGGUAGUAGUAAAUGGCGGUCUCGAACAGGGUGGACUGUAAACAUUUCCACGGUUCUAACUGUCGGUUCUAGUGCCGCGCUGACAGCAGGUUCACUGAGGAGGCGACGAAAACGAAGCCAAAAGUUUAACUUAUGGAGAGCGAGGACGGCCACGAAGAAAAGGACGCGGAGUGUGAAGUGGCCGAGCUCCGCCUGAAAGUAGAGUCGUUGAAGCAGGAGCUGAAAGAGUGCCGAGCCGAGCUGUCCAAGUUACAGAAGCAGCUAAAUCAGUCCGAGAGGCUGCAGAAGAGCACCGAGAGCUACAACGAAGACCUGAGGAAACAGGUUGAUCAGCUGAGUGCAGAGAUCCACAAACGGAAGAAGAAAGAUAAAGACAGAGUCCACAGUGAAACUCAGACAGAAGAAUAUGUAUGGACAGAAACCGAUUACUACAAUUACUACUAUGGUGGAUACAGUCAGAACCCAGAGGUGGCAGACACUCAGGAAAGCCAGAAGACAGAAGCAGCACCAGCAGAAGAGGUGGAUGCAGCAGACUGCAGCCAGACAGCAGAGGUUUCAGCACUAAAUGAAGCAGCAGCUGAAGAUGUGUCCGCUCAAACAGACAGCAGUGUUCCAGUAACAACAGAGGAAGGUGAUGGAGGAUCCAUUGCUGAUAUGUUGAGAGCCACUGCUGAGGAGGCAAUGACACAGACUGGGUUUGUCUUUGAUGAGACGACUGGAAUGUAUUAUGACCACAGCACAGGCUUCUACUAUGACUCGGCCAGUCAGUUGUACUACGAUGCCAAUACGGGCAUAUACUACUACUACGAUGCAGAGAGUGGACGGUACCAGUUUCAUUCCAGGAUUGAGGUUCCUGCUGCACAGACAAGUGUGGAGCCUUGCCAAGAAAAGAAUGCUGCUGAAAAGAAAGGCAAGAAAUUCAAGAAAGGGGUCAAGAAAACACCACAUCAGGAUGAAUGGGAACUGAAAUGUGAUGAUGUUAAGCUGGAAGAAGAAGAAACUGAAUGGGUUGAACGGCAAACAGUUAAGAGGAACACAGAAUCACAAAAAGCAAACCGAAGGUCUCAUAGUCCAGACGUGGCUCCACGAAGAAAAGACUCAUCGAAACGCCGGGAAGGGAGGGACAAAUUGUCGUCAUCAAAGAGGAAAAGGCAGAAAAAUGGCUCACACCAUGAUGAUAAGAGAAAAUCAAGGAAGAAAGCUAAGUCAGAAAAGCGUAAAAAGAAAAAGCAUGUGGCUCGGAGCGAUGAGUCAGAGGGGAACAGUGAACCAGAGGAGGGUGAGAUCACAGAGUCAGAAAAAGAAGAGUGGGAGUCUACUUCUUCACUGUCAUCAUCCUCAAGCUCACCCUCAAAGGAAAGUCCAGAGUCAGAUAUGGAAACGCAGAGUCAAGAAGUCAAAGACAUCUGGCCUCCCUGUGUGAGAGUCACUGUGGUCAGGUCUCCAGUGCUGCAGGUGGGCACUCUGUUUAUCAUCACAGCCGACUCUCCAGCCACCAUUGGCAGAGAGAAAGAUAUGGAUCACGCAAUCCGAAUAGCAGAAAUGGGAGUCAGCAAGUUCCACGCUGAGGUUUACUUUGACCAGGAGCAUCAGAGCUACAUGCUGGUGGACCAGGGAAGCCAGAACGGAACAGUCAUCAAUGGCAACCGAAUCUUACAGCCCAAAACUAAAUGCGAGCCACAUGCACUGAUGCAUGGUGAUGAGGUGAAAAUGGGAGAGACUGUGCUGUCCUUCCAUAUCCAUUCAGGGACAGAUACUUGUGAUGGCUGUGAGCCUGGUCAGGUGAUGGCUCACCUCAGCAAGUACAGGAGAGAGGAGAACACAGGUCCUUCUCUCACCAAAGAGGAUAAAGAAUCACUGAGACAGAAAGAGCUGAAGCAGAUGAAGGCCAAGUAUGGCUUGCAAACCGGUGAGUACGAGGAGACCAAAGCCCUGAGGAACCCCAAAUAUAAGGACAGAGCGGAGUCUCGACGACAGACUGUGGGCAGUGAGGGUGUUUUCCAAAGAGAUGAUGCUCCCGCUUCUGUUCAUGAGGAGAUCAGUGAAGUCAAUAAAGGACGGAAGAUGUUGGAAAAAAUGGGCUGGAAGAAGGGAGAGGGACUGGGUAAAGAGGGAACAGGAAUGAAAGCUCCGAUUGAACUGAAAAUCAGAAAGUCUCAGUCCGGUUUAGGGGCAGGUGCUGCCAUGUCUCUAGAUGACAUGUCUAUGCCCAGAUCGAAGUCCCAGAAGAACUGGGAGAAAGCACGUGAGAGGUUCGCUGACUCGUGCCAGCCUGACAUGCAGCCACCUAAAGCACAGAAGAACAUGUCCCCCAAAGCCUUUGUCAAAUCAGAAGAGACAGAGGCCACACAAACAAGCUUUGAAACAAGUGGCCAAAGUUAGGACGGAGUCACAGCCUAAUGUACGUAUUGUGGAUUUAAAAGCAGUCUCUCUAGUCCUUGAAGAACUGUGAUAUUUCAUAUGUUUACCCAGUGUUCAGCAUGAGCAAACGCUGCUGAAGACUCCAGCAACCAGCUGAAUCUGAACUGAUUUUCUCUUGUACCUCUUUGUACCACUUAAGAGAACAAAGCACAGCCGUCAUCAUGAUUUUUUUUUUUUUUGAGCUGUAAAACACUAUCAACAUUGUGUUAGGUGCUGUACAUUAACAGAACUUGUAAAAGUCACUAGCAGUGGCUCUGUAAAGUGUCUUUUUUCCCCCCAUGUUUAAAAUGUUUAUUCAGAAAAACUCACAAGAGUAGCAGCUGACAGAUUGAACUGCAGCGUUUCACGGUCAAGUGUGUCAGCAGUUCGACCUGCAGACUGCAGAGCUGCCACUGGGCCUCCCAGUAAAACAAGGACGAGAAUCACCUCAAGCAAAUAUUGACACAGUGAAGCUGUAUUUCUCACAAUGAGAUCACGCUGUGAAGAGACAACUGUAGAUCUGUUCAGACAGCACCCUAACUGAUCACAUUAAACUAGUCACAGCGGCCUGGAACAAUGUGCAAAUGUGGCACAACAAAUUUUGAACUUGCACAACUUG
This is a messenger RNA of Amphiprion ocellaris (clown anemonefish), 3054 nucleotides long. It is a transcript of the gene aggf1, whose product is annotated as angiogenic factor with G patch and FHA domains 1. The record is from RefSeq and is a predicted model, not a curated record. Gene Ontology annotation, biological process: vasculogenesis. Bases 168 to 2417 code for a protein of 749 amino acids. Gene Ontology annotation, molecular function: nucleic acid binding; protein binding. The transcript has 16 exons. Lineage: Eukaryota; Metazoa; Chordata; Actinopteri; Pomacentridae.